This is a messenger RNA of Rhodamnia argentea, 804 nucleotides long. RefSeq lists its product as uncharacterized. The coding region runs from base 1 to 804 and encodes 267 amino acids. The transcript has 3 exons. The record is from RefSeq and is a predicted model, not a curated record. NCBI's taxonomy places the organism in Eukaryota, Viridiplantae, Streptophyta, Magnoliopsida, Myrtales, Myrtaceae.
AUGUAUGGUAGGUACGAGUAUACCUGGAAGAAGAUGGAAAUGGUUUCUGAAGCAGGAGAUGUGCCCAAUUCGUCAAGGUCAACAAAUGAAGAAAACGCCCGAAACAGCACCAGUGAAACGAGAGAGCUGCCUCUCAUGUCCUUGGCGAUGUUGAGAAGGGCGAUUGGCGAUGAAAUCUCCUCCCUCGACAUAAACGAGAUGAGGCGACGAGUCUAUGCAGGAGUGCUUUUGAAGGACAAAGAAAAGCAGGGCGAGGCAAAAAAGGAACAGCUAUAUACACACAAGUAUUGGGUUCACAAGGAGCUCAACAAGAACUGCUUGAUGGUUCUGGCUUCGGCCUUAUCGAUCACUUGGGGCAACGAUGGAUGGUACUGGAAUUGGCCAGAAAGGCAGGAAUCAUGCUAUUCGGGCAACAUAGAUCUGCCUAUCGCCAAGCUAGAAGCAGUUGACUGGCUAGAAAUAAAAGGAACAUGCAAAACGGUCAUGCUCUCUCCAAGGACUACGUACGAAGUCGCGAUAGUCGUGAGAAUGAUCCGGCUAAGCUUCGGAUGGCAAGAUCCGGUGAACCUCGCUCUCGCUCUGCCGGAUGGAAACAAGCAGGGAAGUACGGCAAGGUUGGACGAAUUAGAACAGGACGAGUGGACUGAACUUAAAAUUGGAAAAUUCGAGUUAACCCCCAAAACCGUCGGCGAAAUAAGCUUUUCCCUCUGGGAACAUGGUGAGCAUUUGAAGGGCGGCCUCUUCAUCAAAGGCGUUGUUUUCAAGCCAAUAACAGAGAUAGUGAAUCAAGGCUCAAGCGUUUGA